GCGGCCGCUGCCACCACCACCACCGCCGGUUUCCAGCAGCAGCUCUGGCCUCCUCUCGGCUGCGGGAGCCUCUGCUCCAAUGCCCCAGAGUGGCCAUGAGCGCCCCGCACUGGUGGGACCAGCUGCGGGCUGGCAGCUCGGAGGUGGACUGGUGCGAGGACAACUACACCAUCGUGCCUGCCAUCGCCGAGUUCUACAACACGAUCAGCAACGUCUUGUUUUUCAUUUUACCGCCCAUCUGCAUGUGCUUGUUUCGUCAGUAUGCAACGUGCUUCAACAGCGGCAUCUACUUAAUAUGGACUCUCUUAGUUGUAGUGGGAAUUGGAUCCGUCUACUUCCAUGCAACCCUUAGUUUCCUGGGUCAGAUGCUAGAUGAACUUGCAAUCCUUUGGGUCCUGAUGUGUGCUUUGGCCAUGUGGUUCCCCAGAAGGUAUCUACCGAAGAUCUUUCGCAAUGACAGGGGCAGGUUCAAGGUGGUGGUCUGUGUCCUGUCUGCAGUUACAACGUGCCUGGCGUUUGUCAAACCCGCCAUCAACAACAUCUCUCUGAUGACCCUGGGGGUUCCCUGCAUGGCGCUACUCAUUGCUGAGCUAAGGAGGUGUGACAACGUGCGUGUUUUAAAGCUGGGCCUCUUCUCCGGCCUCUGGUGGACCCUUGCCCUCUUCUGCUGGAUCACAGACCGGGCCUUCUGUGAGCUGCUGUCAUCUGUCCACUUCCCCUACCUGCACUGUGUGUGGCACAUCCUCAUUUGCCUCGCUGCCUACCUGGGCUGCGUGUGCUUCGCCUACUUCGAUGCUGCGUCCGAGAUCCCCGAGCAAGGCCCCGUCAUCAAGUUCUGGCCCAGCGAGCGGUGGGCCUUCAUCGGCGUCCCCUACGUGUCCCUUCUGUGCGCCAAUAAGAAAUCCUCGGUGAAGAUCACGUGAUGGCAAGGCGGUGACUGGCCUC
Budorcas taxicolor (takin) is the source of this 945-nucleotide messenger RNA. It is a transcript of the gene ACER2, whose product is annotated as alkaline ceramidase 2. Lineage: Eukaryota; Metazoa; Chordata; Mammalia; Artiodactyla; Bovidae. Bases 96 to 923 code for a protein of 275 amino acids. The transcript has 6 exons. Gene Ontology annotation, biological process: ceramide metabolic process. Gene Ontology annotation, cellular component: membrane. The record is from RefSeq and is a predicted model, not a curated record. Gene Ontology annotation, molecular function: hydrolase activity, acting on carbon-nitrogen (but not peptide) bonds, in linear amides.